AUGUUGUUAUGCCUUAUUAUAUUGCUAUUCAUUCAUUUUAUUAAUUCUAAUCUAAUUCAUUAUAUAACAAUAAAUCAAUUAAUCAAUAUUUUAUUAUCACUUAGAGAUAAAAAUUAUUUAUUACCAUAUAGUAACAAUGAUCAAUUAUUAUUUUAUCCAUAUUAUAGACCAUUAUAUAAACCUAUAUGGAAAUUAAAUAAACCAUAUUUGUAUUUUACCCAAUAUGGUUUCCCUAAUUUAUAUCAAACAUCCUCCUCCUCCUCCUCCUCCUCCUUAUCAUCAUCAUCAUUAUCAUCUAUAUUAAAUAUGAAAUUUAUCAAAAAUGAUAUUUUACUUAUAAAAGAAUCAACUUAUAAUUCAUCAAUAAAAUAUAUUUUAAUAGAAAAUUUUACAUUAUUUGAUUUAUACACAAAUUUAUUAUUAAAAUUUGCUGGGGAUAUCAAUUUUACACAAUAUGAAAAGAAAAUCUUUACAAAUGAUGAUACUACUGAAUACAAUGAUAUAAGUAGUAUGAAUAGUAUUAAUGAAAACAGUCAUGAUAAUAUUCAAAUAAAAAGUAGAAAAAUUAUAAAUACAGUGGUGUAUACACAAGAUGAAGAAGAUGAUGAUGAAGAUGGUGAUGUUGAUCAUAAUAAUAGAAUAACGAAUGUGAUUCUAGGUGAAAGACUUCAGCCAAGAAUGUUUCUUCCACUGUUUAUUGACAUUUAUAGAAUAUUCAAGGCCAUGAAAGUAAAGUGUGGAAAAAGUAAGUUCUAA
Molecule: messenger RNA, 756 nt
Organism: Schistosoma rodhaini
Lineage: Eukaryota; Metazoa; Platyhelminthes; Trematoda; Strigeidida; Schistosomatidae
Source: the annotation of a GenBank genome assembly